Messenger RNA from Chara braunii, 1466 nucleotides. The record is from the annotation of a GenBank genome assembly. Lineage: Eukaryota; Viridiplantae; Streptophyta; Charophyceae; Charales; Characeae.
GAUCAUCCAGUGACAUGCUUCGCACGUCGUUGUCCCCCCCUUCAGCAUCGCUUUUGAGUACACCGCACCAGAGGAUGGACGCACUGGAGGCGAACACAAGCGUUGCCGGAUCAAACGAAGUUGGCAGGCAGGCGUGGGAGUCAUGUCGGCGACAGAUGCGUCAAAUGGUUGCGGAGAACAUAACGAAUGGGGUGUCCAGGAUGCGUGUGGCGAGUGGAGAACCGAAUGCAGAAGACUCACAACGGGCGAGCGAUUAUGAAUCUACAGAUGUGAUUUGUGAAGACGAAGCGGAAGACGCGGACGACAUGGAGAUUCGACCCUUGCCUGUGCGUGGCAGAGGAAGGGGUGGAGUCGUGCAUCAAGAGAAGUUCGUUUUCCGUGGUGGUCGCCGCUCGAAGUGUCCGCCAGGCGAGAAGGCAGGGAAACGUCCGACGGAAUGGAAGCUGCAAGACCUUCAAAAGCGUUUGCUGGAGGCGGGGGUUGAGAGGACGGUUGAUGGCAUCGGCAAGAAAUGGGACAACCUCUUCCAACGGUACAAGAAAGUGCAACGGUAUCAGAACGCCUCUAGGGGGAAGAACUUCUUCAACCUCGCACAUGCAUUAAGAACGGAAGAAGGCUUCAACUUCAUAAUGGAGGAGCGCGUGUACGAUGAGAUAAACGCCAAGUCGAAGGGCAAUAAGACCAUCUACCCGGACAACGUCGCCGACACAAGCGCCCGUGGAGGACUGCAGAUGUCACGUUCCCCAUCCGUUGCUGGAGAAUCCGUCUCUGGGGGUGAUGAGGGUGAUGGGAACGACGACGACGGAGGGUCGGCGCGGGAGUCCGGGAGUCUGGAAUCAGUACCGAACAUGGUAAGCGCGGCUGUCCACGGUGCCGCCAGCACCGGAGGGGGAAGGCGAGAAGAGGGGACGCACGAGGAGGCGGGAAGGAAAGAGCAGACGACAUACCGUACUCCGGUAGCCACCGACGACGACGACGAGCCUAUCGCGAAGAGGAAGAAAAGAUUGCGGCAGGAGGAUGACUUGGACGCAAAGUCGAAGCAAUGGACGGACAGAAAGACAUUAUGGGGGGCAGGACUUGGUCGCCUAAUCGCUGACGCUGUGCACUCUUGCGCAGACUACUACUGCGCGAUCGUGAAUGGUGACGCUAGCGCCAGCGCUCCCGCAGGCCUAAUCGUGCCAACGAACGACGUCCCCCGCUUUCGGAGCGAAGAUCCAGCGCAGCGCGAUCCAACCCUUCGUAGGGUGAGAAGGACAGAGAAUGUGGCCAUGCGCGUGAUCCACGGCUUAAACUACAAUGCCAGGUUGGCGGACCCUGAUGUGGCGGCAAGGAUGAAUUGGUUGAGAAAGGGACCUCUCGUUGACGAAACGAAGGACGAUGGAGACAAUGGCGAUGGAGGGUUGUGAGAAUCGUCGUAGUGCCACCUCCUCGCCUUGUCCGCGUGCGGAGCGGAAGGUCCCCCAAUU